Bursaphelenchus xylophilus (pine wood nematode) is the source of this 677-nucleotide messenger RNA. Lineage: Eukaryota; Metazoa; Nematoda; Chromadorea; Rhabditida; Aphelenchoididae. The record is from the annotation of a GenBank genome assembly.
AUGGAAGUGCAGGUGAGUAUUAGAAAUCAGCAAUUCGAGAGACUGAGAGAGAUUAAAGUCUUCAUAAUGCCGAAGCAAAAUUUUUCAAAAUUAGCUCAAAAACAUAUUUCAUCGUAUAAAAUGUCACCAAAAAUUGGUCAUUAAAAAUCAUCCUAUGGAUAAUAAACGUCGUGGAAAUACAAGCCUUACACAAAAGGCGCUUUAAAAUACUGCCAGCGGCAAUUUUCGGCCAUAAUCUGCAUUUUCGCAGACCUCUUUUUGCACAGUAAAAUUCAACCAUUUGAUGUCUGCUAAAGCAAAAAUAAAUGUUUAUAGCUAAUUUCUGACGUCUCAAUCUACCAUUAAACAACAAUUUCAAUCCAUAAACAAAAUAUUUUUAGCCUUAAAAGUUGAUAUUAUUUUAGACUGUAGCCCUAAACGCCGUCGAGCGCUACAACAAGAACACCCAUCCAAAACGAGUCGACAUUCUCCUCGAAAUCCUUGAAGCCCAAUCUAGAGAAGCUACACUCGGCGAUGAAUAUAUAAUCUCCCUGGUUAUCGGAGUUACCGGCUGUUCUUUUGAACACAAAAACAAUUGUACUCGAAAAGACGUGGAAUUUGUGGAUUUCGUCAAUGUUGAUGCGCUGAAGACAAUUUCAAUGAAAGAAUAUGUGUUUACAUUCCAUAAAAUGAAAUAA